AUGAAAGUGUUUGUAGCUAUUCUGUUUAUCUUGGCCGUUACAUCGGCGCGAGUCAGGUAUCCAGUGUCUCCUGAUCCCAGGUGUCCUCGAUUCGACGAUCCAGAUGAAAUCAUUCUUCUACCUCACUUAACUGACUGCUCUAAGUUUGUCACCUGUUUAUCGGGGCUAGGUUACGAGAUGAGCUGUCCUGAGGGCUUGGAAUUCUCUAUUGAACGAACAACCUGUGACUAUCCCGAGUAUGCACAGUGUCGUGCGAUGCACAAAGUACAAAUUAACAUCGCUAGCAACGGAUUCAACAUUUUGCAAUUGCCCCAAAAACUGAUACAAAAUGAUGCGUCGGAACACAUAACCAAACCUGCAAUGGAUCAGAUUGAAAGUUUGUCAGAACGUGAGCCCGAACGAAGAAAACCAGUUGUUUCAUAUGAUACUGUUAAAGGAACAAUCGAUCCUCGUUGUCCGCGAACUGACAACGAUAGAAAUCCCGUCUUAUUACCAAUGUUUUCGGAUUGCAACAAGUUUCUGAAAUGUUUUAGAGGCAAGGCAUUUCUGAUGGACUGUCCUGCUGGACUUGAAUUCAGUACUCGAACAAACCGAUGUGAUUAUUCUGGGCGUGUUAAGUGCAGUGUUUGAAAAAUGAGCAAGAGCUACUACGAAAUCGAUAAAUAACACUCGAAGACAUACUGUUGUCAUUUGGAAACAUAACUUGAAAUGAAACCUAAGCUUGAGACGUGGAUCAUAUCUAUUGUCAGAAAUAGUAUAAUACCAAAAACAUAAUUCAUGAAUUUAAGGGAUAAGAUGGA
This is a messenger RNA of Malaya genurostris, 800 nucleotides long. Its product is annotated as peritrophin-1-like. Gene Ontology annotation, cellular component: extracellular region. Gene Ontology annotation, molecular function: chitin binding. Bases 1 to 630 code for a protein of 209 amino acids. Lineage: Eukaryota; Metazoa; Arthropoda; Insecta; Diptera; Culicidae. The record is from RefSeq and is a predicted model, not a curated record. The transcript has 2 exons.